This is a messenger RNA of Asparagus officinalis (garden asparagus), 960 nucleotides long. RefSeq names its product protein terminal ear1 homolog. The transcript is spliced from 5 exons. Gene Ontology annotation, molecular function: nucleic acid binding. Lineage: Eukaryota; Viridiplantae; Streptophyta; Magnoliopsida; Asparagales; Asparagaceae. Bases 1 to 960 code for a protein of 319 amino acids. The record is from RefSeq and is a predicted model, not a curated record.
AUGGAAGGCAGAAUCACGACAGCAGAACAGGGCGGUCGAGCCACAGAAGCUUUCCCGCUGGCCCGGCCGAGGCUCGCAACGGAGCAGUUUCUCAGGCAGCACAGCGACGCAGCGCGGGAAGCAGCUGCGCAGCAGUGCGCCAGAAUCAGCAGUGUUUCCAAAAACAGCGUCAACAGCAGCAACAAACAAGGAAAGAAAAACAAAGGGGAUAAUAGUAACAACCGCCCGUCAUCGUCAACACCAUCAUCGAAGCAAGGAGGAGGAGGAGGAGGGAGCAUAAGAAAGAACUGGAAGAAUUAUUACGGAUCAAAGAACAGUGGCACUAAUGCUAAAAGCAGCAGCAGUGAUUCCUGCAGGUUUGAGAUUAAAGAGGCAGCAGUCGCUGUAGUAGAGGGAUCGGCAUCAUCAUCAUCAGGUGGAUCAUCAUCAUCAUCAUCAUCAUCAUGUAUGAGAGAUGCUCGCACUACAGUGAUGAUUAAAAACAUACCCAACAAGUACAGUCAGAAGCUGCUGUUGAACAUGCUUGACAACCACUGCAUCCACUGCAAUGAGCAGAUUGGGGAAGGAGGAGGAGACGAGCCCUUGUCCGCCUAUGAUUUCGUUUACCUCCCCAUCGAUUUUAAUAACAAGUGCAAUGUUGGGUACGGAUUCGUGAACCUAACGUCGCCGGAGGCGGCGGUGCGGCUAUACAAAGCAUUCCAUAUGCAGCCAUGGGAGGUUUUCAACUCCCGCAAGAUUUGCCAAGUCACCUACGCUCGAUUGCAGGGUUUGGAGGUCCUGAAGGAGCAUUUUAGGAACUCCAAAUUCGCGUGCGAUAACGAUGAGUACUUGCCGGUGGUGUUCGAGCCAGCGAGGGACGGCGCCGAAGCAGUGGGGAUUUGCUGGCGAAAAUUCCCUCAGAGGGCGAUGACGGUGAUGACGACGAUAGCAAAGGAGCGGAUGAAGAGGAGGUGCUAUUAG